This is a messenger RNA of Glycine soja, 999 nucleotides long. RefSeq lists its product as uncharacterized. Lineage: Eukaryota; Viridiplantae; Streptophyta; Magnoliopsida; Fabales; Fabaceae. The record is from RefSeq and is a predicted model, not a curated record. Bases 1 to 999 code for a protein of 332 amino acids. The transcript is spliced from 2 exons.
AUGUUUUUUAAGUCUGUUGAUGGCUUUGAUUUUGUGAAGAUAGGUGAAAAGCUUUUUGAGUUGCUUGAUGCUAUUAUGGAGAAAGUUGGAGAAGAGAAUGUUGUUCAAGUUGUAAUUGAUAAUGGGAGCAACUAUGUUUCAGCGAGUAAGUUGUUAGAGGACAAAAGGAAACAUAUUUAUUGGACUCCUUGUGCAGCCCAUUAUAUUGAUUUGAUGCUUGAAGACACUGGGAAACUUCCCUUGAUAAGGAAGAGAAUUAGAAGGACAAUUAAUCUAGUUGGGUUUAUCUAUGCCCAUUCUGGUACCUUAAGCUUGUUGAAAAAUUAUACAAACAAGAGAGAAUUAGUGAAACAUGCUAUUACUAGAUUUGUCACUUCUUAUCUAACCUUAGAAAUGCUCCACAAAGAGAAAUCUAAUAUUACAAAGAUGUUUAUUUCUGAUGAAUGGAUCUUAAACAAGUUAUCUAAGGAGCCUAAGGGGCAAGAAACUACAAAGCUAGUGUUCAUGCCUUCUUUUUGGAAUAGUGUGGUUUACACUCUUAAAGUCAUGGCUCCAUUUGUCAAAGUGCUUCGUCUUGUGGAUGAUGAAAGGAAACCAGCCAUGGGCUAUAUAUAUGAAGCAAUGAACAAGGCAAAAGAAACAAUUAUCAAGUCUUUCAACAACAACGAAAGCAAGUACAAAGAAGUGUUUGCAAUCAUUGCUAAAAGAUGGAAUUGUCAACUUCAUAGGUCAUUGCAUGCAGCUGCCCACUUCUUAAAUCCUGAGUUCUUUUAUGACAACAUUGAUUUGGAGUUUGAUUUUAAGGUCACCAAUGGAUUGUUUGAUUGCAUUAAGAAGUUGGUUCCACAAUUUGAUGUGCAACAGAAAAUUCUAACUGAGUUGCAUCUUUACAAGAUUGAUGUUGAACACUUUGGUUCUAAGUUUGCAAUUGCUCAAAGGAAAACACAUUCUCCUAUGCUUCAGGAUGUGAAAGAAAUUAGAGUGUAUUUGAGCAAGUAA